AUGCCUUCCAACUUUGAUAAACUGCCUAGAGAAGCUCUCACCUCCAUUGCGAGCGUGAGCGCACAGGUUAGCGAUGCCAUCUCCGCAUCUCUCCCCAUCGGGCCAGAGCAGUACCUGACCAUCACCGCCCCUGGAACUGUGAUUGAUCUGGUCAACUCGGACCGCGAUGACUCAUUUGUGUAUAAUGAAUCCAAACAUCAUUUCCCUCCAGCAAAUGUCAGACAGGCCGAAGCCAGCUUAGUUGACCGAAUGAUGCCGGUAGCCAAAUGCGCAGUGGGCAUCGAAAGAAAGAGUGUCGCACACAGUUAUGCUCGCGCCAUCGACAGUUUAAUUCCCGCAAGUCCGGUAUUCACUCCCAGCCCAGGCAUCCCCAGCCAUGGAAACAUGGACUACGCAAAGUCAAUGGAGCUUCUCAAAAAGAAAAUACCCGGAACCUCAAAGACCUUCAUUGAAGCUUAUCGCGACAAGGAGAUGAAGUGGGCUGAACGGCAGCAGGCUUGGGAACAGGCAAAGAUCAAUGCUGCUCGUAAGGCGGAAAAUGCCAUUGAAGAGGGGACCAAGGACUACGUCAAAAAGCGACAGGAAUAUUUUGAUAAAUGGAUGAAGAGUGAAGCAAAGUCCUACAAGAAUGCUAUUCAAGCUGCAUGGAUGGAUUGGGUUAUCAAUGGAAAGAAGAUGGAGGUCGAUAUGAUCUUUGGUAUGGUUCAGGUGGAUUCUAUGGCGCGCAUCGAAAACAGUAAGGAGGCGAUGAGGAGCUCUGCGAUAGACGAUCCAAGCGGCGAUGGAGAGGAAGUCUACGGGGUUAGUCUCGCGCCCAAGGCCUGGGCUACGGCCUGCAAAGCUAAGGCCGCGGAGUGGCAUGGCAAUGAUCUUGGGCAGCUGAACGGCAGUGACGAAAUUACAUGGAGUAAAGUCACGAUAUCCUACUCUGCAUCUGAUAUACAGACUUACGGAGGUGGAAGCGCCAGCUAUGGCCUCUGGACCUUGGGAGAUGCUAACUUGCCUAAGGAACUGCGCCAGGAGAUGGCAUCCUGCGAUGUCGGCAUUUCAUUUUCUGCCCUCGUUGUCAACAUCAGCCGCCCAUGGCUGCACAGCGAGCUCUUCAGCGACACGGACCUUGAUGCUCAAAGAGGAGUCAAAGUUAGCCCUGGCCCAAGUCGCAUCCAUGAGAUGCUCGUGCUCGAGGCCCAGGAAGAGGAGAGGAGCAGUGAAUGGGCUUUUCCUGCUUAUCCGACCUCAUUUGUCAUUGCUGCUGACACAACGAUUGAAUUCAGGGGACGAGUGAAGGCUAUAGAGGAGUUUUGGAAAGCUGGCAGUGAGCUGUUUGGGUAUGGGCCGUGGUCAGUGUCAGGCAGUGCUGCGGGCCGGCAGACCAGAGUUGAAUCAACUUCAACUGGCUGCAAGAUCAGUUUUGGGGCACCGCAGAUUAUUGGCUGGGUUAGCCAAAUUGUACCGUCUCUGCCGCGAUCAUAG
This is a messenger RNA of Fusarium musae, 1473 nucleotides long. RefSeq lists its product as uncharacterized. Bases 1 to 1473 code for a protein of 490 amino acids. NCBI's taxonomy places the organism in Eukaryota, Fungi, Ascomycota, Sordariomycetes, Hypocreales, Nectriaceae. The transcript is spliced from 2 exons. The record is from RefSeq and is a predicted model, not a curated record.